AUGUCAAAGAAAUAUCUUGAUGAGGCCGUCGAUUCGUAUUUCACUGAUACUCCGCCGUCAGAAUGGUCAUACCUGGGUUUUUUAGAAGCAUUAAAAUCAACAUGGAUGUCCACUGAUAGAUACAUAUCAUUCGUCGAGAACUCAGCAUUACGAAAACGAUACUGUAAUUUCCUAAGAAUUCUCUCUGAGGAACGAGAUAGUGAGCAAGGUAGAACUGCGACUUUACUGUUACAGAAGGUAUGGGGUGCCGUUCCUACAGUGCAACAUUCUGCUGUCAUACAGCUCUGGGGGGUGCCGUUCCUACCUGGGGACGAAACGCAUGGGGUAAAGGAAUUCUGGGAAUGCGUCAAUCUUGAUAAAAAAGUGACAAAAGAACGGAUCACUAUUAAGAAGAAAACAGAAUUAGACGCAUUAAAGGUGCUUGAAUCCGCUCGGACCAAUGAAGCGGACGGUCUAGUUGACCAGUUCAACAUCGAGAGGAAGCAAAAGAAAUUUCAAUUAACCACCGAUUUAUCUGAUCAUAAAGUAGAAAAUGACGAUUACAACAAAGAGAAUGUAGAAAAUAAUAAGAUGGGUCCGUUCCCUCUCACUGAGGAACACCGACAGAUGAUUGAGCAGACAUUUAAUG
Messenger RNA from Ambispora leptoticha, 628 nucleotides. The record is from the annotation of a GenBank genome assembly. Lineage: Eukaryota; Fungi; Glomeromycota; Glomeromycetes; Archaeosporales; Ambisporaceae.